Salarias fasciatus (jewelled blenny) is the source of this 3149-nucleotide messenger RNA. It is a transcript of the gene icmt, whose product is annotated as isoprenylcysteine carboxyl methyltransferase. Gene Ontology annotation, cellular component: membrane; endoplasmic reticulum. Bases 10 to 885 code for a protein of 291 amino acids. The record is from RefSeq and is a predicted model, not a curated record. Lineage: Eukaryota; Metazoa; Chordata; Actinopteri; Blenniiformes; Blenniidae. Gene Ontology annotation, biological process: C-terminal protein methylation. The transcript is spliced from 5 exons. Gene Ontology annotation, molecular function: protein C-terminal S-isoprenylcysteine carboxyl O-methyltransferase activity.
GUUUCCAUCAUGGCAGGCUGUAAGUUGGUGCUGGAAGGCAGAGUGAGUAUAAAGAGCUUCGUUCUGGGGCUCAGCGUGCUGCUCAUCCCGCUGGUCCGGACCUGUUAUGGACGCGCGGACUGGGUCUUUGAUUAUCUGACGGAGACUCCGGGGAAAAUCGCCAUUUGCGUCCACAUAGCACUUAUCAACGGCCUCCUGCUAAUCCUCUACAGAGGACCCGUGUACAAGGUCGCCGUGCGAGCCUGCUUCCUGGGAGUCACAUUCGGCUGUGGCCUGAUGAUCAGCUUCUCUGAGACCAACUGGACCCACUUCGGCUGGUACAUGUGCUCGCUGUCGUUCUUCCACUACUCGGAGUACCUGGUGACGGCCAUCAUCAACCCUCGCACCCUGUCGCUGGACUCCUUCCUGCUCAACCACAGCGUGGAGUACACCCUGGCCGCCGUGUCGUCGUGGCUGGAGUUCACCCUGGAGAAGCUGGCGUUUCCAGAGCUGAAGCAGCUGACCUGGCUCAGCGUGGUGGGCCUGCUCAUGGUGCUGUGUGGCGAGGGCCUGCGGAAGGCCGCCAUGCUGACCGCCGGCUCCAACUUCAACCACAUCGUGCAGAACGAGAAGGCCCAGAGCCACGUGUUGGUCACCAGCGGCGUCUACUCCUACUUCAGACACCCGUCCUACGUGGGCUGGUUCUACUGGAGCAUAGGAACGCAGGUCAUGCUGUGUAACCCGGUGUGUAUCCUGGGCUACACGAUAGCCAGCUGGCGGUUCUUCAGGGAGCGCAUCGAGGAGGAGGAGCUGUCGCUCAUCCAUUUCUUCGCCGAGGACUACGUGGAGUACAAAAAGAAGGUUCCCACCGGGCUGCCCUUCAUCUCAGGCAUCCGCGUCAACUAGCCGGCCGGCCGGACGGACUCGUGGCGGGGCGGCCCGGUGGGCGGGGCCGAGCGGGCGCCGGGGGCUCGCGGGCCGACCUCCAGCAGCUGGUCUGCUGUGUUUCUGGCGCCGUCCUGGGAGCGGGUGCAGACUGGCCCGCCUCCGCGGCUCCUCGGACCAAUCCACUUGUUUCUGUCUGCAUGUUUGUCCAAAUGUCGCUGUGGACCGGCGGCGGGGGGAGAGGGAGGGGGGUUUGAUCCAGUCUCUCUCCUGCAGACCUGACGUCCACCCCGUGCACCACUUCUUCCAGCUGAGGAUCGGAUGGAGCUGAGCUGAACGGCCGGUGAGGUCAGGGUCUCCUGGACAGGUGAGCAGUCCAGAGACUGACCGUCCCUCAGCUCAGCGCCUCCAGUCCUCCACCGCUCUGGUCUCGUUCCCCACAGAAGGCUCUAUAUGUAGCUGCCAGUUCGAUCCACAGUGUAAAUAUCAGUCGUUAUCCGUAGUUUGGCCGUAUGCAGACUUGCAGGUCGAUGCGUUCAUGAUAAUAAAGCAGGCUGGGAGCACCCAGAUGUCUUUACUGCUGUAACCUGACUGAAGACGGGUGGCGUUCCUCCACGUCGCCCCGCAGUCACUCAGCAGCAGUGUCUGGCUGACCUUUGACCCCUCUGCGGACGUUUCUCCACGUUGUCGCAUCCUCUGGCCGUCACCUGAUGGUGAAAACACGCAAGGCGAUGGCCUGAUCAGCUGACUGCAGCCAGUCGGUGUGUGUUUACCGUCUGAAGACGACCUCGCUCCGUUUUGCUUUGUUUCUUGAAACCUUUGUCUGUCCCCGAGAUGUCCUGCUCUGAUCCUCUGUCCUCCUCAUCCUCCUGGUCUGAUGGCAGAACUACCGGUACGGCUCAAAACAUCACAGUCAGUAUGUUUUCACUCGGUUCAGAAAGUAGAACCCAAACUGGAAUGAAGAGCAGAUCCAGACCCUAGACCGGGACAAGGACAGGACUGGACUGCUGCUCAGUGCUCCAAAGUCUUUGUUUCAGAUGAAAGUACAUUGAGGAUCUAAUUUUUAAAUCCAGGUCCCAGAGCCUGGAGGAAGAUGGAGUGGCUCAGAAUCCAGGCUGAGGGUGAAACAUCCUUUCCUUUAUGGAUCUCAUGUCAUGAUCAGGGUUUGUGAGGUGGUGAAUUGUGCAUUUUGAGCCGCAAUCAUCCAGAGUGAAGAACUGAACUGCUGAAGCAUCCGUUCUGUGUGAUGAGUCUGUAUCAUAUUUGGGUUCCUCUUUCUGACGUGACGACACGCUGAACUGUUGACAUUCUGAUGUUCGUCUACACCUGUCGGAGAAAUGGGACCAUGCUACAGAUCAGAGCAGACCUGGGGAACCGCUCUCCAGCUGCUGGCGGGACGUCGGGUCGUCCUGCUGCUGGUGUCUGGACUCAUCCCAGGGUUUCCCCACUAUACCGGGAAGGAAACGUCCCCUCUGCUUUCACAGUUUGCAGAUUUCUCAGUUAAAGUCUGAACGUGUGUUUCCACACAUCCUGCAGAGCCGGGUGUGGCCGUGUUGGAUGUUCUUGUCCUGGGCAUGCAGAGACAGCUGUUGGGCAUCGUGGUUUUCUACCUCCUGCUGGGUGGCUGCAGGCUGCAGGCGGAGCCGUCUAACUUCCAGCAGUAGCUUUCACAUCUCUUCACCUCCUCUCCACUGCAGCGUUAUUCUGGGAACGUCGCCAGUUGAGAGACUCACACCUGUGAUUUGAGAGGGUUCACAUGACAAAACGAAGCCAGGUCAGAGGGCACGUUGAGAAUUCAGUGUCUCUGGACGUAUUGCUGCCGAGCCUGUAUGUUGGGCAGGUCUUCACUUUAGCUUCCUCAGCAGUUUAUGACAGAAUGUCUCAUGAACCUAUACAGCAAAUGUUACGAUUAGACAUCAGAAUUUCGUUUUGGAGCUCUUCAAAAGUGUUCCACUUCUCCGUUCCACCCUCCUGGAUGUCAGGACUUCACCACUUCCCACUUGAUCCAGAAUGAAUGAAUGAAAGUCACUAAUUGCUGUGAAACACUCAGGACUGCUGUCGCCAUUUCCCCGGACCGACAGCACAAUCUGUCCACUGACGGGCAGAGGGAGAUCGUGGUGUUUAAUACACAUGUAGCAUAUCUACGACGUACACUGGUUGAUCAAACAGAGCGGAAGCCAGCCUGACACACCCGCUGAGCUGAGUUGGAAAUAUUUGGCACUUUUCUGUACAGACAGUGUGUUGCAUUUAUUCACAACGCAGAUUUUCUCAACACUUGUAUGAAA